Knipowitschia caucasica is the source of this 6087-nucleotide messenger RNA. The record is from the annotation of a GenBank genome assembly. Lineage: Eukaryota; Metazoa; Chordata; Actinopteri; Gobiiformes; Gobiidae.
AUGUGGCGCCUCAUGGUUCUGAUGGUUCUGCUGUGCGGCUCCGUGACCGCGCUGGUGUCUCCUCCCGCGGACAGUGACGGGCUGUUUUACGCGCUCCGCUCCGAGCUGUCAGAGGACGCGAUCCUCGUAGCCAAUAACGGGAUCCGUGCACCGUUCGGGAGGUCCGUCUACAUCGACCCCAUCAACGACCUGGUCAUCCAGACGCAGCCGGGGGACAGGUGCAGCAUCACGGUCCUGGACAACGACCCGCUCUCCCAGAGACCCGGGCAUCUCUCUCCCAAAAAGUUUCCCUGUGAUUUCGGUCCCAAUGACGUGGUGUAUUCCCACUUCGGCUCCCGCAGUCCCACCAGAGACCGAGUGAAGCUGCAGCUCAGGUACGACACUCAGACUGAGACCGUGAUUAUCCCGUUUAUGAUGGAGGUGGAGGUGGUCUUUACGCAGCUGGAGCUCCUCACCAAAAACAUGCCUCUCACUGUAGACACGCUCCGGGGCAAAAGCAACAGCAUCGACAGGAGAACAGUGGAGUUUACUUAUGACAGAGACUUGUACAAAUGUGAAGUGACGUCACUGUCCGGGGGGAGCGGGCUGCCCAGAUACGGGACUCUCCUGGACGCGGGGAAACUUUCUUCCAUGAUGGACUGUGACGAGUUUACGAGCGCAGGCAUCAGCUACGCGCACACGUCCGAGCGCAGACCCCCCAACAGAGACUACGUGCCGAUGGUGGUGGAGCUGCACGACCUGGAGGGAAACCCGCUGAAGCAGGAGUACUUUCAUCUGAUGGUGCGCAUCAGAGAAGGGCAGGAGAACACGGCCCCCAACCCCAGCUUCGUGUCCAUGAUGAUGAUGGAGGUCGGCCAGUUUGUGAUGACAGCCCUCACCUCCGACAUGCUCGCGGCCGAAGACGCAGAGUCAAACCCAGACGAGUUAAUAUUCAACAUCACGUCUCCUCUGUCCUAUGAGGAGGGCUACAUCGUGAGCACAGACGACAGAAACUUACCCAUCACCUCCUUCUACCAGAGAGACCUGCGUGACCUGAAGAUCGCCUACAAACCUCCAUCCCUGGACUCGGACACGGAGCGGAUAUUUCAGGUGGAGUUUGAGAUCGUGGACACAGACGGAGCCAUCUCAGACUCGUUUGCGUUUAUGAUUGUGGUGAAGCCGAUGAACAAUCUGGCUCCUGUCGUGACCAGGAACACGGGGCAGCUGCUGUACGAAGGCCAGUCCAGACCUCUGUUCACGGCUCAGAACUUAGAGAUCAGUGAUGAGGAUAACCUGGACAUGGUGACUCUGACAGUGGUGGAUGGUUUAAAGCAUGGGGCUCUGCUGGUGUUGGGCUCAGACAGGACCUUUUUCACCGCCGCCGACCUCACCACGGGGGCAGUGGUUUACCAGCACGACGGCAGCGACACAUACAGCGACAAUAUUGUGUUUAAAAUGACAGACGGAAAACACGAAGUAGAGUUUCUGUUCCCCAUCACCAUCGUCCCGACAGACGACGAGCCCCCGAUUAUUAACGCCAACACGGGUUUAGUUUUAUUCAAAAACCAAAUAAUGCCGAUCUCUCCUCUGAUGUUAAGUGCCGCAGAUAUCGACUCGGAAGAUUCCACGAUUAAGUUCACGGUCGUUUCUCCCUUUUCCUCGAUCGGGACGGUGCUGCUCCGACAGUCAGAUGCCCCGGAGGACCCCUCGUCCUGGAAGUUCAACUCUGAGGAUGAGAUGUAUGAGAAGGAAGUGAAAGAGUGGCUCCAGAAGGACAUUACUGACGGGAAGCUGUUUUAUAAGCACGUUGGGCCACACACCACAGACACCAUCAUGGACCAGUUUCUCUUCACGGUCCAGGACGACAACGACCCACCCAACCAAUCCGGGGAGAGCGUGUUUUUAGUCCGAGUUUUACCCAUAGACGACGUUCCCCCAGAGCUUUUCCCUGGCACCACUUUGCAAAUGACGGUUCAGGAAUACAAACUCACACACUUCAGUAAGGACGUUUUACGCUACACCGAUCUGGACUCCGAGGACCGAGACCUCAAAUACACAGUCACUCAACCUCCCACAGACAUGGACGAGAACAACCCGGUUCUGUUUGGUUCUUUAGUCCUGAGUGACAGCCCUGGGACCGAAGUCAGAGAGUUCACGCAGGCUCAAGUGAAUCACCACAAAGUCUCGUAUGCGCCGCCGGACGUGGAGCUGGGCAUCACGGCUCACGUUGUGCAGUUCAAGUAUUCAGUGGAAGACACAUCUGGCAACACGGUAGAAGGAACGUUCACUAUUUACCUUCAACCUGUGAACAACAAGCCUCCGCAGAUCACCAACACCGGCUUCACGGUGCUGGAGAGAGGCUCGCACGUCAUCACUGCUGCCGAGCUGGACGCCUCUGACCCCGACACCGAGCUCCAGCACAUCACCUUCACCGUAAGUAAACUUCCACAACACGGACAAAUCCAACGUGAUUUUUCAGACCUGGGAUUGAAAGCUGUUUUCAGGCUCGAAGACAUAAUCCAAAGAAAGAUAUCGUACUUUCACAACGGCGAGGAGACGCUGGCGGACGAGUUCCAGGUGGACGUGAGCGAUGGAAUGCACGUGGUGACGGUGACGGUCAGAAUUGGGGUCAGACCCAUUGAUGACGAAACCCCCACGGUCAGUUUACCAGCGGGAACAAUCGGCUCUCACAUGGACGUGUUGGAAAAUGCCGCUACUGAAAUAACAACAAACGUAAUCCAAGGCCACGACGAUGACACAGACGAUCUGCAGCUAACGUUUAUCGUGGAAGACCCUCCCGCCGCGGGGGAGAUUCUAGUCAAAGGCGUUCCGGCGAAUAGAUUCACACAAGCCGACAUUAUCAACGGGUUAGUUGUGUAUGCGCACACUGGUGGGGAGAUCGGCUUAACCUCGCAACAAGACGGUUUUAAUCUAACGCUCACGGACAUGUCUGAGGACUGGACCGUCGGAGGGAAUAAAGUCAACGGAGUCCAGGUCAGAAUCACUGUUUUACCCGUGGACAGCCAGCCUCCUGAAGUGGGCGUGGGAGAGCAGUUCAGUGUGAUCGAAGGUGAGAAAUACGCCAUCGGACCUCAGCAUCUAAACGCAGACGACAGCGACACGCCCUCAGAAGACAUACUCUGCACUAUCGUAGUCCAACCCAAGGCGGGGUACGUGGAGAACAUCUCUCCUGCUCCCGGAUCGGAAAAGUCUAGAUCAGGAACAGCCAUAAGCGCGUUCACCAUAAGAGACAUUAGAGAAAGCAAUAUUUACUACGUGCAGAGUAUCCACAAAGGGGUGGAGCCGGUGGAAGAUAGAUUUACGUUCACUUGCUCCGAUGGCGUCAACUUCUCUGAAAACCACUUAUUCCCAAUUGUCAUAAUUCCAGCCAAUGACGAGAAACCGGAGAUCUACCUGCGCGAGAUCGUGGUCAUGGAAGGCAUGAACAUUGUAAUCGACACGCCUCUUCUGAACGGUGGCGACAUGGACGUCCCGGCGGAAGAACUCGUCUUCACCGUCUCCAAACCUCCCAAACACGGCGCCAUCUUGAACCAGCUCUCCACCGGCUCCGUCCCGGUCACCAACUUCACCCUGGAGCAGAUCCGUGAAGCGUCCAGCAUCAUUUAUGAACACGACGACUCAGAGACGACAGAGGACAGCUUUGAGGUGGUUCUGUCGGACGGGAAGUACUCUGUGCACAAAACCGCUGUCGUCAUGAUAGUAUCCGUUGACGACGAAACCCCGAGAAUGCUCAUUAACGACGGGUUGGAGGUGGAGGUCGGCGAGACCAAAGGCAUCGGCAGCAACGUGCUCAAAGCCACGGAUUUGGACUCAGACGACAGCUCGCUCACUUACAUUGUCCGAUUCGGGCCUGGCCAGGGCUUACUGCAGAGAAGAACGCCCUCUGGCUCUUUGCAAAACAUCACAGUCGGGAUGAAUUUCACACAAGAAAACAUCGACGCAGGUUUGAUCAGCUACACCCACAACGGACAGGAAGGCAUUCGAGAUCUGGUGAAGUUUGACGUCACGGAUGGCAUGAACCCGCUGAUCGACCGCUACUUCUACGUCACCAUCGGCAGCAUCGACAUGGUUUUCCCGGAUGUCGUUAGCAAAGGCGUGUCGCUGAAAGAAGGCGGGAGAGUGACUUUGACCACGAACCUCCUCAGCACCACCGACAUGAACAGCCCAGACGAGAACCUGGUGUUCACGGUGACCAGAGCCCCAGUGAGAGGCCACCUGGAGUGCACCGACCGGCCGGGGGUCCCCAUCGCCUCCUUCACACAGCUGCAACUCGCCGGCAGCAAAGUCUACUACAUCCACACUUCGGACGACGAGAUCAAAAUGGACAGUUUUGAGUUCGAGGUCACGGACGGCUACAAUCCCAUAUUCAGGACUUUCCGUAUUUCUAUUGUUGACGUCGAUAACAAAAAACCCGUCGUUACCAUAAACGUGUUGCUAGUCAGCGAAGGCCAGAGCAAACUGAUCACGCCUUUUGAAUUGACCGCCGAGGAUCAAGACACGCCAGAAAAGAAAUUAAAAUUCACAAUAACUCAACUUCCUGUCCACGGGAAGCUGCUGUACAACCAGAGCUCGCCUGUCGCUAGCUUCACCAAACAAGACCUGAACGAGAAUCUGAUCAGUUACAAACACGACGGCACCGAAUCCUCCCAAGACUCUUUCUCGUUCACCAUCACCGACGGCACGCACACGGACUUCUACGUUUUCCCCGAUACCGUUUUUGAGACGAGGAAACCGCAGACGAUGAGGAUAACGAUCGUGGGGCUGGACAACGGGGCGCCGCAGAUCGUGGUGAAUAAAGGCGCGACGGCGUUGAAGAUUCUGCCGACGGGACGCUUGGGGUUCCCUCUGAGCCCGAAGGUUCUGAAGGCCGUGGACAGAGACAGCGCUCCGGAGUCGCUGCUGUUUCGCAUCACGCUUCAACCCAAACACGGUGACAUCAUCAACACGAGACAAGGGAACAACUCCAUCGCCACCUUCAGCCAAGAGUUGCGGCGAGAGAGGGCGAGACACGGCGAGAGAGGGCGAGACACGGCGAGAGAGGGCGAGGGGCGGCGAGAGAGGGUGAGACACGGCGAGAGAGGGCGAGACACGGCGAGGGGCGGCGAGAGAGGGCAAGACACGGCGAGAGAGGGCGAGACACGGCGAGAGAGGGCGAGGGGCGGCGAGAGAGGGCGAGAGAGGGUGAGACACGGCGAGAGAGGGCGAGAGAGGGCGAGACACGGCGAGGGGCAGCGAGACACGGCGAGAGAGGGCGAGGGGCGGCGAGGGGCGGCGAGAGAGGGCGAGAGAGGGCGAGAGAGGGUGAGACACGGCGAGAGAGGGCGAGAGAGGGUGAGACACGGCGAGAGAGGGCGAGAGAGGGCAAGAGAGGGCGGCGAGAGGGCGAGAGAGGGCGAGAGAGGGCGGCGAGAGGGCGAGAGAGGGCGGCGAGAGGGGCGAGAGAGGGCGGCGAGAGGGCGGCGAGAGGGCGAGAGAGGGCGGCGAGAGGGCGAGAGAGGGCAAGAGAGGGCGAGAGAGGGCGAGAGAGGGCAAGAGAGGGCAAGAGAGGGCGAGAGAGGGCAAGAGAGGGCGAGAGGCCGGCGAGAGGGCAGCGAGAGGGCGAGAGAGGGCGAGCAAGAGGGCGAGAGAGGGCGGCGAGAGGGCGAGAGAGGGCGAGAGAGGGCGAGAGAGGGCAAGAGAGGGCGAGAGAGGGCAAGAGAGGGCGAGAGGCCGGCGAGAGGGCAGCGAGAGGGCGAGAGAGGGCGGCAAGAGGGCGAGAGAGGGCGGCGAGAGGGCGAGAGAGGGCGAGAGAGGGCGAGAGAGGGCAAGAGAGGGCGAGAGGCCGGCGAGAGGGCAGCGAGAGGGCGAGAGAGGGCGGCGAGAGGGCAGCGAGAGGGCGAGAGAGGGCGGCAAGAGGGCGAGAGAGGGCGGCGAGAGGGCGAGAGAGGGCGAGAGAUGGCGGCGAGAGGGCGAGAGAGGGCGAGAGAGGGCGAGAGAGGGCGGCGAGAGGGCGAGAGAGGGCGAGAGAGGGCGAGAGAGGGCGGAGGAUCAGGAGUUAAUCUGAGUCGUUCUUCAUCCAAUCAUAAUCGGGGCCAAAGUAGAAGCUGA